AUGAAAGCACAGCCCGGCAAACCGAUCGUUAUCGAACAAAUUCCAACCCCAACCCCAACAGGCCGCCACCUCCUCGUCCGUGUCGAAGUAGCAACCCUCUGCAAUAGCGACAUAGCCAUAACCCAAUCAGGCGGAUUCGGCCAGUCAAAUUACCCACUAGUGAUAGGCCACGAAGCUGUCUGCAUAGUCGAAGAACUCGGUCCCGACGCAUCCCCCUAUAAUUUCAAACCUGGUGACCGAGUCGGCUCACCCCUAUGGCGUGAUAUGUGCCUAACAUGCUACGAAUGCACUCACAUUGGACCACAGUUCUGCACCAGUGCGAAGAUGAUAGGGAUGAAUGCCCCGGGGUACUUCUGUGAGUAUACACUUAUUGACGCUGCUUGUGCGGUCAAGGUCCCAGAGAAAGAGAAUAUUCAGGCCGCGCAACUGUCGCCACUUUUCUGUGCGGGUAUUACCGUCUGGGAUGGUCUCAGUCGUGCUGAGCUGAAGGAUGGUGAGACGGUCGCUAUUGUUGGUGUCGGGGGCUUAGGUGAGAUGGGAGUUAAAUACGCGCAUGCAAUGGGAUGUAAGGUUCUGGGGCUGGAUAUUAAUGAGACGCAGUUGAAAGGCGUUUUAGAGUCCGGGGUAGUGGAUGGGAUUGUUAAUACGCGGACUACGGCGCCGAGUGAUGUUUUGGGAGCUGUCAAGGAGUUGAAUGGGGGGAGGGCUGUUGAUGCUGUGGUUGUUACUUCUGGGGCGUUGAAGGCGUAUGAGACUGCUAUCGGGAUUCUUAGGCCCGAGGGUAGGUUGAUUGCUAUUGGGGCUCCGUUGGAGAGUGUUCCCGUGUCGAUGUCAAUGAUAGCGACUUAUGCUUUGAAGAUUAUCGGGGCGCUGGUUCCGGGGCAGGUUGGGUGUUCGAAGUGUGUGGCAUUUUCUCAUGAGAAUGGGAUUUACCCUAGGAUCAAUCCGAGGGAGUUCCAGUUGGAGGAUAUUAAUGAGAUGAUAGCGUUGUUGAAGGCUGGCAACGUGCAGGAUGGAAGGAUGGCCGUUCGAUUUUGA
Molecule: messenger RNA, 1038 nt
Organism: Penicillium pulvis
Lineage: Eukaryota; Fungi; Ascomycota; Eurotiomycetes; Eurotiales; Aspergillaceae
Exons: 2
Coding region: 1-1038 (345 amino acids)
Molecular function (GO): oxidoreductase activity
Source: RefSeq, a predicted model, not a curated record